AUGCCUUCGACAUACAACAAAGAAAAAGAGUGGGACCACGAUGGUAUCGACCACUGGAAAAUCGACAAGUUUGAACCGUCAGACAACCUUGGAGGCACAUUCACCGAAGAGUCUUCGUUCUCGAUAUUGUUCCCCAAGUACGCAGAACUUCGCCUGAAACAGGCAUGGCCUCUAGUCACCAGAGCGCUGGAGAAGCGCGGUGUUGCAGCGGUGCUGAACCUCGUUGAGGGUACCAUGGGCGUGAAUACCACCCGGAAGACCUUCGAUCCCAGUGCGAUUCUCGAUGCGAGAGACCUGAUCAAGUUAUUAGCCCGCAGCGUUCCCGUCCAGCAGGCACUCAAGAUUCUCGAGGACGAGGUGGCCAUGGACAUUAUCAAGAUCCGGUUGCGGAAUAAAGAGAAAUUCGUCAAACGCAGGCAGCGGCUCUUGGGACCGAACGGCUCGACACUGAAGGCACUCGAGCUCCUCACCAACACAUACAUCUUGGUUCAAGGAGCUACAGUCGCGGUGAUGGGACCCUACAAAGGACUGAAGGAAGUGCGCAGAGUCGUCGAAGACUGCAUGAACAACAUCCACCCCAUCUAUCAUGUCAAAGAACUUAUGAUCAAGCGCGAGCUGGCCAAGGAUCCAACCCUGAAGAAUGAGAGUUGGGAUCGAUUCCUGCCCAACUUCAAAAAACGGACACUCUCCAAAAGACACCAGCCUUUCAAAGUCACCAACAAGGACAAGAAGCCAUACACGCCAUUUCCACCGCCACAAGAAAAGUCCAAGGUCGACUUGCAGAUCGAAAGCGGGGAGUACUUUUUGGCGAAGCACGCGAAAGAGCGGGCCAAAGAGCAGGAACGCAAGGAGAAACAACUGGAAAGAAAGCAGCAGAAGGACCAGGAGCGAGCGCAGUCCUUUGUUGCUCCCAAAGAAGAUCGGGUUGAGUCUAAGAAGCGAAAGCGGACGGAUGGCGAGAGUGCCGAUAAGCCUCAGAAGCACAAGAAAAAGGCAUCAGCGGAUACAGAUUGA
This is a messenger RNA of Cyphellophora europaea CBS 101466, 1014 nucleotides long. RefSeq lists its product as uncharacterized. Bases 1 to 1014 code for a protein of 337 amino acids. Gene Ontology annotation, molecular function: RNA binding. Lineage: Eukaryota; Fungi; Ascomycota; Eurotiomycetes; Chaetothyriales; Cyphellophoraceae. The record is from RefSeq and is a predicted model, not a curated record. Gene Ontology annotation, cellular component: nucleolus; small-subunit processome. The transcript has a single exon.